AUGAUAGCAUUGGUUGUUCAAUCCAGAAAAAGAAAAAGAAGAGAAGCAAUUACGUAUGCCCCGAUUGAUGAGAGAGAUAGGAUGAGAAGAGAGUAUUUUGACAACAAAAUAUGGAAGAAUGACACAAUUUGUGUGAACAUGCUUAGGCUUGGGAGAGAACCUUUCUUUAGGUUUUGUCAACUCUUUAGGGAUCGCAACUUGCUAAAGGACACAAUACACUUGACUAUUGAGCAACAAGUAGUGAUGUUCUUGCACACCGUUGGGCACAACAUUAGAAAUAUGGUAAUUGGCACCAAUUUUGGUAGAUCCGGUGAAGUCGUGAGCCGUUACUUCAAAACGGUACUCCAUGCCAUUGGUGAGCUUCGAGAUGACCUUAUUAGGAAGCCUUCAUUGGAGACCCAAACCAAAAUAGAAGGAAACUACCGGUGGGAUCCAUACUUUAAGGCUCACCCAGAGGAUGAACAAUACCUUAACAAGACUAUUACUCAUUAUAAGGAGAUGGUGAAUAUAGCUGGAGGGAGCAUGGCUACAGGGCAAUAUGCAAAAGGCUCAAGUGACCCUCUUGCUACAGAAGUGGUAAAUCUUGAAGAAGAGACAACCAAGAAACCCACUGCCCGAAAUGAGGAGGUUGCGCAAUCAACCAAUGUAGGUUCAUCUGGUCCCAAACCAAAGAAAGCCAAACCAAAUCCUUGUGCAGAAGACAAGUUGCACGCAACCAUACUAGCAUCUAGUGAAAGAAUUGCUAUUGCGAUAGAGAAGAGUACUAGCAGCGAGAACAAUGCCAUAGAUGGUCUUUGGGAGAGCAUGAAAGUACUUCCUGGUUUCAGUUUGGAUCACCUUGCUCAUUACUAUGCAUAUUUGGUUGACAAUCCUCAUGUUGCUAUGGCAUUCAAGGUGUUAGAAGAGGAUCAAAGGAAGGUUUGGGUUUCUAGGUAUGUCAAGAGUACCUUCCCUGAAGCAUAA
Triticum turgidum subsp. durum (durum wheat) is the source of this 963-nucleotide messenger RNA. NCBI's taxonomy places the organism in Eukaryota, Viridiplantae, Streptophyta, Magnoliopsida, Poales, Poaceae. The record is from the annotation of a GenBank genome assembly.